Aphis gossypii (cotton aphid) is the source of this 819-nucleotide messenger RNA. RefSeq lists its product as uncharacterized. The transcript has a single exon. The record is from RefSeq and is a predicted model, not a curated record. The coding region runs from base 1 to 819 and encodes 272 amino acids. Lineage: Eukaryota; Metazoa; Arthropoda; Insecta; Hemiptera; Aphididae. Gene Ontology annotation, molecular function: nucleic acid binding.
AUGCAUAUUCGUAUGUAUGGCAACUACAGCCGUACACAUAGAGCUUGCAUCGGACUUGUCGACGCCACAUUUAUUGCCGCCCUCGAACGAUUUAUCGCACGACGAGGACGUUGUACAGACAUAUACAGUGACUGCGGGACUAAUUUUGUGGGAGCUAAUCAUUACUUAAAGGAAGUGCAAGAAAUUCUGAAGUCGCCUACGACCAUCCGUUACGCUUCAUCCAACCAAGUAACCUGGCACUUUAAUCCUCCUGCUGCGCCGCACAUGGGUGGUCUCUGGGAGGCAGCAGUGAAGUCAGCCAAGGGGUUGUUACGGCGAAUAGUUCACAAUCAAGUCCUUACGCAUGAAGAACUCAAUACUAUACUACACAAAAUAGAAGCCACAUUAAAUUCAAGGCCAUUAGGCGCACUCUCCAGCGACCCUAACGAUUUUGCACCACUCACCGCGGGGCAUUUUUUGACUAUGGGUCCACCAGCUUCUAUACCACAGCCAUAUACCCAAGACCAUCCACUAGCCUACACUCUACGUCAACGUUGGACUCUGGUUCAACAGAUUCAACUUCACUUCUGGCAGCGAUGGCAAAAGGAAUAUCUACAAACUCUGCAAACGAGAAACAAGUGGCAGCGCCCAGACAGCAACCUGGUGGUGGACGACUUGGUCAUCAUUAAGGAACCCACACCACCACUCACAUGGAGUACAGCGCUCGUUGUCAAAAUAUACCCUGGCGAAGACAAGGUCGUCCGAGUAGCUGACGUCAAAUUAGCUAACGGGAAGACUCUCAAGCGUCCAGUGGUGAAGUUAUGUCCUUUACCGUUGUGA